AUGAGUAAUAAUUGCAUUCGGUCUGUUACCUGUGUAGAAGAAGAUGAUAGAUGUAUGGCUCAGCUUACAAAGCAAAUCGAGGUUCAGGGGACGACUAUUAACCAAUUAUUAUCAAAAAUUAGUGAAAUGAAAAAUAAUUUUCAAAUGCAGCUUCAGUUGAAGGACAAUGAGUUCUCAAAUUUGAGGGAAAAAUAUGAGCAGCUUCAAUAUAGAGUAACAGAAUUUGGAGAUAAUUCAUCGAAAAUUGAUCAACCAAAUUUUUAUCGCCAUUAUCAAAAUACAUUGGACAAGUUGAUCAAAGAAAUUGAGUCACUGAAAAGGAAAAACAAAGAGUUGUUGAAUGAAAAAAAUUAUUUGGUAUCAAAAUUAGCAGAAAAAUUUAAACAAUAUCCAAUGGCAUCGUUUGACUAUGGAAACGAAAGCUACAAUAUUAUCAGCAAAUUAACUAAAUCUGAGAAGGCUGAAAACGUGGGUACGAGACGCUGUGAUAAGUUCUCUGAUUUGUAUGUAACUAAACUCGAUGAAAAUCUGGCUUUCGUCGGUGUUUCUGAUGGCGUUGUCCAAAAAGCCUCUGAUGUUAUCAAAGUCCAACAACCUCAGACAAUCGAAAACCCAAUGAAAAUCAUCGGAGCUAGUAUCGAUGAAGUAUCAUUAACAAAAACUAUCUCAAGUGAUUUCAAAGUAGUAUCAAAUCACCUAGAUGCGACGAAGAACGAUACAAUUUUCACAGAAGAAAACUGCUGCAAAAUGAACGCCAAAUCCGGCGGUCAUAGCGACAUAAAUAAUAUCAUAAAACUAGACCAAAUCAAAACGUUUAAGACUACUGUUAACGAUGAAAAAAAAAAACUCAUAGAUAAUAAAUUAGAUGCACGUUUAAAAUCUGAUCCGAUAUGUGCACUGCAAGAAUUGUGUAUGUACCGAGAUUGGAAACUACCGGAGUAUAAGUUUUUUAAAGAAGGUGAUAGUACAACUUUUACUUAUUCGGUAGAGUGUACCGUACUAUCGUUCACAGUUAGGGUCGAAGGUCUGCUAAAAAAAAGAGGCUAA
Molecule: messenger RNA, 1047 nt
Organism: Sipha flava (yellow sugarcane aphid)
Lineage: Eukaryota; Metazoa; Arthropoda; Insecta; Hemiptera; Aphididae
Exons: 5
Coding region: 1-1047 (348 amino acids)
Source: RefSeq, a predicted model, not a curated record